This is a messenger RNA of Musa acuminata subsp. malaccensis (wild Malaysian banana), 1144 nucleotides long. RefSeq lists its product as uncharacterized. Lineage: Eukaryota; Viridiplantae; Streptophyta; Magnoliopsida; Zingiberales; Musaceae. The record is from RefSeq and is a predicted model, not a curated record.
UAUCGAACUGCAUGCCUUCCCGCCAAUAAAGCCACCUCUCCACUGCACGCAUCGGCAUACGCAUCCCAUCCCACCGUUCUGCCUCCACCAGAAAUGGCAAACCAGCACGUAGGAGAGGAGCAGGAAGCUCUUUUCCACUCCUCCCCAUGCGCCCUUUACUACGUGCAGAGCCCUUCCGCUGCCUCCCACACCAACAGCCACCCGGCAUCCGAGUCGGCCCUCCUCUCCCCCUUCACCCAGGAGAGCUUCCCCAACAACAGGAACCGCGACGAGGUGUCCCGCUUCACCCUCUCCCGCUACUCCUCCUCCCGCGGCUCCAACAACUCCUUCCUCCAGGAGAAGAAGGCCGGCUACGAGAGCCGCGUGAAGAAGGGGGAGCGUCAGCGCCUUCGCAUCGUCGGCGUGAAUGACGGUGAGGAGGACGGGGAGGGCACGCGAAGUGGCAUGUGGAGGUUUGUUUCGCUCGACCCAUCCUCCUCCUGCUGCUGUGUCGCGUUCCAGGUGACAUGGAGGCUCAUGUUCAGUGUGGGUUUCGCCUUUCUCGUGUUCUUCUUGGCCACGAAACCCCCACAACCCAACGUUUCUUUCAAGAUAACAUCAGUCGAACAAUUCAGCCUCAGAGAAGGCCUGGACAACACAGGUGUCGUGACCAAGAUCUUGACCUGCAACUGCUCCAUGGAGAUGGCGGUGGACAACUACUCGAAGGUCUUCGGCUUGCACGUCCGGCCCUCCGCCAUGGAGAUGGCCUUCGAGCACAUGAAGUUUGCAAGCUCACUGAGCGAUGGAUCAUACAUCGAUACCGACGCUUCAUCGGCACUGACUCUAUACUUGGGCACCAAGAACAAGCCGAUGUACGGGGCCGGGCGAAGCAUGCAAGACAUGCUCGAGUCAGGGCGAGGCCUGACACUGGUCGUUCGGGUCAGAUCAAGAUCGUGCUACCGGGUCAUCGGAAACUUGGUUCGAUCGAGUUAUCGUCACGACGCGGAGUGUCAACUGGUCCUACGCGGCGCGUAUGAUGAGGGGGGUCACACCGUAAUCUACAACAGCACCUGUUUCAUCUCCACUGCUCAUGCGUGAUGAUGAUGAUGAUGAUGAGAUCAUUUUUUGUGUGAAACGUUACGAAUAUAUGUUUGUUCAGAUGCAA